Messenger RNA from Pseudomyrmex gracilis, 1583 nucleotides. RefSeq lists its product as uncharacterized. Lineage: Eukaryota; Metazoa; Arthropoda; Insecta; Hymenoptera; Formicidae. Bases 338 to 1171 code for a protein of 277 amino acids. The transcript has 8 exons. The record is from RefSeq and is a predicted model, not a curated record.
GAAUGCUAAAGUAUCUAAAGAAGAAUCAGUUCAUAAACAUCCAAAAAAACGACAAAGAAUUCCUAAUAUUCCAUAUUCACCACCAUNACAUAGCAAAAAACCAAUAGCUAAAAAACAAAAGAAUAAUGAAAAAAUUACUAAUGCAUGCAAUGUAAAAACACAGCAACUCAGUAAUGCAUUAUCUUCAUCGUCAGAAGAAGACUCUUCAAAUGAAGAUAAUAAUUCUGUCGAUAAUCAGGAGGAGAAUAAUAUUUCUCACGAUUUGGUUCAUGACAAAAACCAACGCCAACGGACAGCUACUUCAACAAUUGUUGCACUUGUAAGACGACUCAGAGAAAUGGAAGAAACAAAUAAGCAUCUUCAAACACUUGUAAAAGAAAAAAGAACAUUGUCACCAUUAUCUUCAUCAGGAGUUGAAUCACUUUUCGAUAUCACAGACAAGGAAAAUAGACAUGUUAAAUCCCAAAAUAAAGCGUCUGGGAGCACAGAUCUAACGAGAAAACAAGUGACAGAUAUAAUAGAUAACAAUAAUGUUGUCUCUGAACAAAUGAAACAUAAUGAAGCAGUACCCAAAACUAUUUUGCAAUCAAAUAAAUCAUACNAAAGUCAAAAUACGUGCUCUACUAUAUGCAAUGCACUUGAUGUUUUAAACUCUCGCAAUGAAGCAGUGUCAGAACAGGAACUUAAUGAAGAUAUACAAGAUAUACAAGAUACACAAGAUAUACAAAAUAUAGAAGAAUCUUUCCAAAAUGAUCCACGUCAACUUCAUCAAUUAUAUGGAAAAGAUUUUAACGAAGAUGGAGAAACGAUGAUAUUACUUAGAAAUAAUAUUUUUUGUAAAUCUUCAGUCUUGCACUAUGCUCUUGGUUCUUCAACAAAAACAACACAUUUGGUCCGAAAACUAGUGCUUGGAGUAUUUAAAGAAGAGAUUUUUAAAAAAGGACAAAANGAAGUUACUUUUACUGGCAAUGCACCUCGUAUUCUUUUAGGAGGAAAGCAACCUGGAGUAAAAUAUUUUGGCAUUGAUGUUGUUGCCAGAUCAGCAAUUAUAAAAUAUGCAAAAGCAGUAGCAAAACAUAAAAAAUGGCCACAUGUUCGAACAAAGGAUCUUGAGAGAACACUGUCGCAAAGAAUUGGCGAAAUCAAACGUGAAUAUAAUAAUACAACAUAAUAAUACUUUCUAGCCAUUUAUUUUCUGUAUGACAUAUUUUAAUAUNACGUUAAUUAAAGACUGUUAAAUGAUUUAAAGUAAUAUAAUUACAAAAUAAUUUUGUUUCUGUGAAAAGAUUUUGUUUUAAAUUUAUAUUUAAAAUUUGUUUAAAAUGUAGAUAUUACAUUAUGAUUUAGAUGAUUUUGACUUUGUAUUUAGAUAAUACAAUAUAGACUAAUAUAUACACGACUGAUGUUAGUUUAAGCAAUACUUUUUUUUGUAUUUCAAGUUUAAUUACAAUACNGUUGUUUCUCUAAAAAGAGAUUUUGUUUCAAAUUUAUAUUCAAAAUGUUUANAAUCUAGAUGUUAUGAUUUAGAUACUUUUUACUUUGUAUUUAGAUAUUGAUAUAUGCACGACUGAUGUCAAGUUUCA